Molecule: messenger RNA, 2299 nt
Organism: Folsomia candida
Lineage: Eukaryota; Metazoa; Arthropoda; Collembola; Entomobryomorpha; Isotomidae
Product: ADP-ribosylation factor 1
Exons: 6
Coding region: 496-1044 (182 amino acids)
Biological process (GO): intracellular protein transport; vesicle-mediated transport
Cellular component (GO): plasma membrane; cytoplasm
Molecular function (GO): GTPase activity; GTP binding
Source: RefSeq, a predicted model, not a curated record
CUCCCUUCUGUUCUGUCAUCACACACGAUCUCAAAAAUCCACCACCUUUUUACUUACACCACAUAUAUUACAAGUCUUGCUAAAAAGCUGCUCUUCUUCGUCAUUCAUUCGACCACAGUAUUUGACUCUAGCCUUUCACCUUAUCGCCUAGCUCCUCUGCUGUGGGUGGGAGUACGAUCUCCUUACUACGUGGACAUUUGUACGACGACGAAGAAUCUUGCCACACAUUUUCAGCAGUAGCCAGACGACAACCCUUUCUUUCGUGAACUUUCCCUUUACUGUGACACAGCGAGAACGCGGAAGUCAAAAAAGUAUAUUAUUUUGUAUUUGGGUUGAUAUGUUGGACAAGAUUUGGGACCAGUAGUAGUAUAUUAUCAUACUUUGUGCUUUACUACUUUAAUUAAAACGGUUCACGAAUUUCACGAUUAAAUAGAACACUUGCUGUGAAAGAAGUAGAAUCGAGUAAGCGUGAAAAGUACUGUUGACGAUAUCAGAAUGGGGAAUAUCUUCGCCAGUUUAUUUAAGGGGUUGUUUGGAAAGAAGGAAAUGAGAAUUUUGAUGGUGGGGUUGGACGCGGCUGGUAAAACUACUAUCCUCUACAAACUCAAGUUGGGAGAAAUCGUGACCACUAUUCCUACAAUCGGUUUCAACGUGGAAACUGUCGAAUACAAGAAUAUAAGCUUUACGGUGUGGGAUGUGGGUGGCCAAGAUAAAAUCAGACCCUUGUGGAGACACUAUUUCCAAAACACACAGGGAUUGAUAUUUGUGGUGGAUUCCAACGAUCGAGAACGUAUAGGAGAAGCACGAGAAGAACUAAUGCGAAUGUUGGCAGAAGAUGAACUCCGUGAUGCCGUUUUGCUUAUCUUCGCCAACAAGCAGGAUUUGCCAAAUGCAAUGAACGCUGCAGAGAUAACGGACAAACUUGGACUACACUCAUUACGAAAUAGGAACUGGUACAUACAAGCCACGUGUGCCACAUCAGGGGACGGUCUAUAUGAAGGUUUGGACUGGUUAUCAAAUCAGCUGAAAAACGCUAAUCGUUAAUUUAUCAAGUCAUCUAACUAAAAAAUCAAGUCUGGCUGUAAAAAAUCUAUUUGCUAGCGAAUUCCAAAAUAUUGUUUAUAUGAAUUAGUGAAUGAACAGUAAUUGUUAGAACGAGUAAUAUCUUCCAUAAACCUCCACCUUAUAUAUAAAUAAGCUCCAAAAUCUAAUUAUCUUGUACUAAUUUGUCACCCCAACACUUUUAUAAUUUCUUGAAAUCUGUAAUCAAAGAACAUCCGAUAUUCUACCAAAUACAAUUUUACCAUGAAGGUAUUUUACCCUUCCCUAAUGUAUGUCACGCGCAUGUAAGAAUGAAAUUUAUUGGUAGUACAUACUAUAUAAUAUCCAAAUUCUUAUUAUUGUUUUAUUGGAAAUCAGAGGAAAGUACUUUGCUUUUUGUGAUGAUAGCUUCUAGGCAGAUAAUUAUGCUGAUCAUCUAGCUACCUAUAUUACUAUAUUUGUGUAUAUUGAAGGGACAGUAUAUAGGGCUUUAACAAUGAAACGUGAAACGAGAUCAUGGCAAUCGCGAUCGAGUCUAUUAGUAAAUGUUAUUACGACAUUGUUACCGAUAUGUAGGAUCAGCGCUAACUAUACAACAAACGGAACAGAUUGUGUUAAUAAUUUUCAUAAUUUUCCAUUCAGAAAUAGCAUGUAGGUAAAUGUAUCCGUGUGUGCUAUCACUUUUGUUUUGACAUCCUCAACAUAGUUAUUUUUAGUGUAUGAAUGCAGUUUAUCUCUGAUCUAUAAGGUUUAUAUAUAUUCUAUUCUAUUCUACAAUUUAUUCGCUAAAUGUUUUCCGUACAAGUGCAAAUAUAUCAAUUAAGCCCCAAUUGGUGACUGCUGCAUAAUUGAUUAAAUUACAUAGGGCGUUUUUUCAUUUAAAGAAUUUGAACAAUGAGGAGAAGCAUUUUUCAAAUUCCAUCCAACAAUUUAAUACUUCUACAGCUGACAACAACGGUUAUAUAAAAUAAUAUAUACAAUAAGAAUAAAAUAAUUAAAAUAAAAUAAGGUUAGAAUUAAUUAAAAGUACUUGCGAACGUAAUGAGUAAAUUAUUAUACUACAUGCAUAAUUAGGAUAAUAUUAAUGUUUAUUUUCGUUCAAAAAAAUGUCAUAAUCUAAAAGAUAAUAAGAUGGUAAGCACUAAGCAGUUUUGCAUAAAAGUGUGUGGCUGCAAAUGUCGUACGACUCUCAAUUUUUAAACAUGUUUUAUCUAUCAUCUGCUGUCAAUAAACAUUCAAUUGUAUUUUAAACUGUGUA